UAAACACCGUUUGUCGCGCAUCGUAACAGUUUUUGGUGGAAGGUGCUGGGUACUUCAAGUAACGACGGACCCGGAGCCAUUUAUUCUUCGCCGGAGUCGUCGCCUCGCCGGACUACCUCCUGCGCCUGUUAACAUGACCAACGAAGGAGACGCUCGGGGACCGAUACCUGUCGCUCCGGGAUCAAUGCCUGCUGGUACGUGGCGCUACUACCGAGAACCUCGGGUUUUCGCCGGGAGAGCAGGUGAAGAUGUAGAAGAAUGGCUCAGACAUUACCAACGGGUAAGCAAGUCCAACGGCUGGAACACCACCGACCAACUAACCAACGUUAUCUUCGCUCUCAGUGACACUGCUCUGAUGUGGUUUGAGAACCACGAAGAAUUAUUAACAACGUGGGAACGUUUCGUUCAUGACCUAAAGGAAUGCUUUGGCGACUCGGACGCAAAAAAGAAACGCGCAGAGCAUACCCUGGCACAGAGAGCACAGCUACCAGGGGAGACUUGCACUGCCUACAUCGAAGAGAUCUUGAAAUUGUGCAAGCAAGCCAACGCAAGAAUGUCCGAGGAAGACAAGGUCGGGCACCUGCUCAAGGGCAUAGCAGAGGAUGUCUACAAUUUCCUGAUCGGCAAGGACAGUCUUGCUUCAGUGUCUGAUGUCAUGAAGCACUGCCGUACGUUCGAGGCGCUGAAGAUGCGCCGAAUAACGCCAAAGUUUGGCCGAUUGGCCAAUGUUACCACUGUGGCCAGCAUCGAUAUGAGCUCUUCAUUUGACUUGGCGUCGACCAUACGACAGAUCGUCCGCGAAGAGCUAGACAGGCACACCGAGACGACACGUCGCCUGCCUGAUGUCUCUGAUGCCUCCUUUUCGCAAGCCCCGGCGACUUCACCACCUUUGAAUGGAUGGCAACCGUCUGUCAGCGUCGCGAAUGUGUCAGAGUACCGACACGCACCGGCAUCGAGUCUGAUUCAAGACAUCUCGAGUAUUCGAAGCUCUAUAGCUGUAGAUGGCCUCGGAGGUCACUGUGUCAGUGAUUAUCUCAACCCCCUUCCUGCCGUCAUGCAAAUGUCUAUGAUGCCGUGA
Dermacentor silvarum is the source of this 1078-nucleotide messenger RNA. RefSeq lists its product as uncharacterized. The coding region runs from base 134 to 1078 and encodes 314 amino acids. The transcript has 2 exons. Lineage: Eukaryota; Metazoa; Arthropoda; Arachnida; Ixodida; Ixodidae. The record is from RefSeq and is a predicted model, not a curated record.